GUCUGCGUAUCCCUAGCCGCGCCGUCCCGCCGGCCGGUGCGUCCCGCAGGGCCACGCCGGCCCCAUGGCGUUCUCGCUGGAAGAAGAAGCGGGAAGAGUAAAAGACUACUGGGACAACCAGGAGGCUCCUGCGCUCUCCACGUGUAGCAAUGCCAAUAUCUUUCGAAGGAUAAACGCCAUAUUGGAUAAUUCUCUGGAUUUCAGUAGAGUCUGCACUACACCCAUAAAUCAAGGAAUUCAUGAUCAUUUGCCAGCAGACUUCCAGGACUCAGAAGAAACAGUUACAAGCAGGAUGCUUUUCCCCACCUCUGCGCAAGAUUCUUCCCGUGGCCUCCCAGAUGCAAAUGACUUGUGCCUUGGCCUGCAGUCCCUCAGUCUCACAGGCUGGGACCGACCCUGGAGCACCCAGGACUCUGAUUCCACAGCCCAGAGCAGCACACACUCGGUACUGAGCAUGCUCCACAACCCUCUGGGCAAUGUCUUGGGGAAACCGCCCUUGAGCUUCCUGCCUCUGGACCCCCUUGGAUCUGACUUGGUGGACAAGUUUCCAGCACCCUCAGUUAGAGGAUCCCGCCUGGACACCCGACCCAUCCUGGACUCCCGUUCUAGCAGUCCCUCUGACUCAGACACCAGUGGCUUCAGCUCUGGAUCAGAUCAUCUCUCGGAUUUGAUUUCAAGCCUUCGCAUUUCCCCUCCUCUGCCCUUCCUGUCUCUGACAGGCAGUGGUCCCAGAGACCCUUUAAAGAUGGGGGUUGGGCCCCGGAUGGACCAAGAGCAAGCUGCUCUUGCUGCAGUCACUCCCUCCCUAACCAGUGCAUCAAAGAGAUGGCCAGGAGCUUCUGUGUGGCCAUCCUGGGACCUCCUCGAAGCUCCCAAAGACCCCUUCAGCAUAGAGAGAGAGGCCAGGCUGCACCGGCAAGCUGCAGCUGUGAAUGAAGCCACCUGUACCUGGAGUGGCCAGCUUCCUCCCCGGAACUACAAGAACCCCAUCUAUUCUUGCAAGGUGUUCCUAGGAGGUGUUCCUUGGGAUAUUACAGAAGCUGGCUUGGUUAACACUUUCCGUGUGUUUGGCUCUUUGAGUGUGGAGUGGCCUGGUAAGGAUGGCAAGCACCCCCGGUGUCCUCCCAAAGGUAAUAUGCCUAAAGGGUAUGUGUAUCUGGUCUUCGAACUAGAGAAGUCUGUCCGGGCCUUGCUUCAGGCUUGCUCUCAUGACCCACUGAGCCCAGAUGGCCUGAGUGAAUAUUAUUUCAAGAUGUCGAGCCGAAGGAUGCGCUGCAAGGAGGUGCAAGUGAUCCCCUGGGUCUUGGCCGACAGCAACUUUGUCCGGAGCCCAUCUCAGAGACUUGACCCCAGUAGGACGGUGUUUGUGGGUGCUCUGCACGGCAUGCUCAGUGCCGAGGCCCUGGCAGCCAUUUUGAACGACUUAUUUGGUGGAGUGCUGUAUGCUGGGAUUGACACAGAUAAGCACAAAUAUCCCAUUGGAUCUGGUCGCGUGACUUUCAAUAACCAACGUAGUUACCUGAAAGCAGUCAGCGCUGCUUUUGUGGAGAUCAAAACCACCAAGUUCACCAAGAAGGUUCAGAUUGACCCCUACCUAGAAGAUUCUCUGUGUCAUAUCUGCAGUUCUCAGCCUGGUCCUUUCUUCUGUCGAGAUCAGGUAUGCUUCAAGUACUUCUGCCGGAGCUGCUGGCACUGGCGGCACAGCAUGGAAGGCCUGUGCCACCACAGCCCCUUGAUGCGGAACCAGAAGAACCGAGAUUCCAGCUAGAGGAGCUGGCCUUGCCUGGUGGCGCCUAAGGCUGGCAGGUCAGGCAGCAGCCUGCACCACCCUGCUGCUGGCAACCAGGGAGCUGGCUUCCCGAGGACAAGGGAAAAUCGUAGUCACCUUUGCACUUGCUGAAUCUGUCUUUGUUUCUGCACUAAUUAAUGCACAAUGAGUUUUGUCGGGUUUUGUUUUCGGGGGUGUGCCAGGGCAAGGACCCUCUGGCUCACCCUCCAAGCGACUCUGUAGUUUUCCCAGAUUUUAGUUCCUCAUUUUGCCGAUGAAAAGCAAAAAAGAACUACGUGUCCAGGAGGUAUUGACACGAUGCCUACAUCGAGGUUUAUUUAUUAAAAGCGCUUUUUUACAUUCCUUGCAAUACUGAUGGUGAUGAUGUGCAGGUCUCAUUGGUUUCAUUCUUGCAGUUGCCAUACAGUGCCUUUCCAUUUAUUUAACCCCCACCUGAACGGCAUAAACUGAGUGUUCAGCUGGUGUUUUUUACUGUAAACAACAAGGAGACUUUGCUCUUCAUUUAAACCAAAAUCAUAUUUCAUAUUUUACGCUCGAGGGUUUUUACCGGUUCCUUUUUACACUCCUUAAAACAGUUUUUAAGUCGUUUGGAACAAGAGAUUUUUUUUCUUUCCUGACAGCUUUUAACAUUAUAGCAAAUUUGUGUCUGGGGGACUGCUGGUCACUGUUUCUCACAGUUGCGAAUCAAGGCAUUUGCAACCAAGAAAAAAAAUUUUUUUUGAAUUUGAAACUGGACCGGAUAAACGGUGUUUGAGCGGCUGCUGUAUAUAGUUUUAAAUGGUUUAUUGCACCUUCUUAAGUUGCACUUAUGUGGGGGGGAGGGUUGAUAGAAGUUUUUAAUCACAAAGUCACAGGACUUUUUUUCUUUUGUAACAGAGCUAAUAAAAAGGGCUGCUUUUUUGGUGGGGGCAGAUGAAGGCUCACAGGAGCCCUUUCUCUUAGAGGGGACAAGUACCCUUCCCUUAUGUCUUUCAUUUGAGAAAUGUAUGAAGCAACAGUUGCGGUCGACUGAAAUGCUACUGAAAUUUGAAAACUUGACUUUUUCUUUCUUGCUUUCUUUUUAUUUUAAAAACUACUUGCCCCUCUUUGGGAAGCUGUGUGCCAAAGAACCAGUGUCAUAACCCCUCCCCCCCUCCUGCUGAGCUGACGUUGCAUUGUUGCAUAUCCCAGCUACUCUGUGGGUUUUGUGAAGCUGUGUGUGAAGUCUCUACCUCAUUGUAGUAUAUGCAGGCAAGACUGCACUCUCCUACAGAUGUGUGGAGUAAGCUGUGGUGUAGUUUUUUUUUGGCACAUAAUAAACACGUUGCAGCAGAAAUCUGGUUUUGUCUCUGUGUCAGAGGUGUGGGAGCAAGAGGGCAGUGGGCUAAUAAGAUUGCAGAGUAAAAAACUCAUGUUGCCUUGGAUUUUCUGUGAUGGGAUUCCAGCCCAGGUGGAUGGUGAGGCAAUGUGGGAGACUUGCCCCUGUAAGUAUUUCUUGGUCACUUCUGUGGUCAAAUGUACCUUGAAGAUGCCUCUCCAGCGGGUGGGAACCUCUAGUCCAAGUGUGGAAAGUCCUUACACCUAAGCUGCUUGGGGCUUCUCUUCUCGUAGCCCCAGACCAAGCUUGGAGAAACUUUGAGGCACAGCUGCUCAGUUGUCUGCAUGGCCCACUUGUUCUUGGCUUCUCCUCUAAGCCUCGGGCCUGUUUCUUCUUCUUGCAAGGCUUCCUGUCCUCUUAGACUCACCUAUGCUGACUCAGUCCCUCUCUGAGAGGGAGUAAUUUACUUUCCACUGUUCUUCAGAGAGCCCUAUUAUCUGGACUUCUUCUCACAGGCUCCCAGGAUUUGUGAGAGGGUCUGCUGAUGAUCUUUUCAGGUAGGUUAUGCCUGGGUCCAGCUGCUGGACUGAUCUUUUGGAAGAUUCCAUUUUAGUCUGAGGCAGAGGGAACCUUGCAUUACUGAAGCUCCCCUUCUGUGAGAGGUGCAAGAACUCAUUAUCGUGGGGGAUGGGGAAGCCUCAUCUCGCACUUGAGGCCUGGCUGGUAGCAGCUUGAUUUGAAGUUUGCUAGUCAAGUGAGCUCCUGCAACUUGCUCAGAGCUGGACUCUCCCUUGUGGUCUCCCCUUAUUCUCCUUUUCUGCAGACAGGCAGGUCUUCUCCCUUGGACUCUCUUGUCCAGGGGCUACUUUCAGGGCGAGGACUUCUAGUCUUUCAGCCUUUCAUUCCCAGUCAGUUCAAAGAGUCUGUGACUGGAUUGGCCAAGGUGACCAGGAGAUGAGUUGAGGGAUGAGGCUCAGCCUUGUGCCCCUUAACUCAUCCCACCAGACCAGCCAGCCUUUCCUUAAGUCACAUGGAGCCUAGGACUUGGCUUCAGCAGAAUUGGGGCAAGCAGAGUUGGAGGGAUGGGACAGGGCACUCCCUAGGCUAGUGAGGCCACCAGGGAUACCUGUGCUAGUGGCUUCAGAAGAGCCUGAUUUAGGAAUGGGGAUGGGAAGAACAGCCUGAAGACGGCGAUGGUGAAGGCGCCCUCAGUUGUUGGGAGCACUAGAGGUGGACUUCACUUCAAUAUUUCAGAGCUUGCUCUGUGCUGGGCACUGUUCAAGGCACUGGGGAUUAGCUAAGUAAAAACGGCCCUUCCUCCCCAGUUGAGAGAACAAAUCACUG
Molecule: messenger RNA, 4430 nt
Organism: Diceros bicornis minor
Lineage: Eukaryota; Metazoa; Chordata; Mammalia; Perissodactyla; Rhinocerotidae
Gene: CPEB1
Product: cytoplasmic polyadenylation element binding protein 1
Exons: 12
Coding region: 65-1768 (567 amino acids)
Biological process (GO): negative regulation of cytoplasmic translation; translation
Cellular component (GO): ribosome; synapse; neuron projection
Molecular function (GO): structural constituent of ribosome; translation factor activity, RNA binding; ribosome binding
Source: RefSeq, a predicted model, not a curated record